AUGUCCAUGCCCGAAGACCGACUAAUAACACAAAUGGUUAUACCAGUGUCUAAAGAAAGUUAUUUCAAUACUAAGUGGGAAUCGAAGGAAAAGCCAUUGUGCGCCUACGACAUGUUGUACCAUCCUCCAGAUUAUAACCCGAAAUCCGCGAGAUCUGAUCGACAGGAACCUAAAAUUAUAAAAAGAAAUAUAUGGGACCAAGCGACCUUGCAGGAAUUACAUAAGAUUGUACCGUCGACGUCGCACUUUCAAUUGGGACGACCAACAAUUAAAAUUAAAGAUGUCCCUACAAAACAAUUCGUACGUAUUCAAGUAAAAAAUGAAAAUCCGCACAUGCGCAUCGACGGCGUCUUGCAAUGGGCCGUGCUACUCAGCGACGGAAAACCGAGUUUAUGUGACCAAUAA
This is a messenger RNA of Leptosia nina, 405 nucleotides long. NCBI's taxonomy places the organism in Eukaryota, Metazoa, Arthropoda, Insecta, Lepidoptera, Pieridae. The record is from the annotation of a GenBank genome assembly.